AUGCCAACUCCAGUGGACUCCAGACAUGACUGCCUCAGGCGGUUCCGUGCUGCUGGUUUGUGGCACAUUGUUGAUGGGAAGCAAUCUGCACCUGUCCUUGCUUCUUCUGCCACUGGAGCAGAUUUGAUUGCAGAAGAUGCAUGGUUGAUCAAGGUGGAUCGUGCUGCUGGCACUUUAGCCCUCUCUGUUGAAGAAGAGCAGUGCAUUCACUUUAAUGGUAUUGAUGAUGAUCCUGUCAAGAUGUGGAAGGCUUUGCAAGAUGUGUUUGUCCAAAGAUGUCCUGGUACCCACUUUGAUGCUUAUGACAACCUCUUCUCCAUCCAGAAGAAGGAGGGCGAGUCCUUGCAGUCUCUCAUGAAUCAUGUCGAUGAAGCUAUCCACUGUAUCAAGGAGCUUCAUGACAAGGAUUUCACUCUCGCCAAGCUUGAUGAUGAGUUGAACUGCAUGGCACUCAUUUGUGCCCUUUCUGAGGAGUACCAAUCUUUUGUCUCCUCACUUCAUCUGAUGGAAAAGCUGGACAAGGAUGCUGUCAAGCUUGCCUUUGUCGCUGAGGAAAGUCAUCGCAAUCACCGUGCUGCUACUGCUGCUGCAGUUGGUACAGCGCUUUCUGCCUCUACUUCUUUGCCCUCUCAUCCUGUUCAUUGCACUUUCUGUGGCCAGACUGGUCAUGUCAUUGAAAAGUGCUAUGCCUAUGCAGAUGCAUCUGCUAAGGCCAAGGACAGAGCAAAGAACAAGGGCAAAGUGAAGGCAAACAAGGCCCAGGAGGUUCCAGAUGACAAGAAGGAAGUUGUUGAAUUUGCUGGAAAUGCAAGUGUUCUUUUUACUUUUGAUCCUUCCAAUCCAUCCACCCCAUUGCAAAUGGAUGCUGACUUUGAUUGGGUUGCAGACACAGGGGCCACUUCUCAUAUGACCUCUCAUUGUCACUGGAUACCCAAUUAUGCUUCCCUCUGCAUCCCAGUCAAGUUAGCUGACAACAGCAUUAUUUAUUCUGCCAGAGUGGGUACUGUGGUUUUCAACCCAGUUGUAAAUGGAAAGAAGGUUUGA
Molecule: messenger RNA, 1044 nt
Organism: Cyclocybe aegerita
Lineage: Eukaryota; Fungi; Basidiomycota; Agaricomycetes; Agaricales; Hemipholiotaceae
Source: the annotation of a GenBank genome assembly